UAAUAAUUGUAUAAUAAAAAUUUUAAAAUGAGGCUUUUGUUGCUGUCGAUUGUUAUAUUAUCUUUCCUCAAAAUAUCUAACGCUUCUGAUAAAAAUCCAGCUAAAGAUCCAGAUAAGUCUCCAGAUAAAAAAAAUGUUGAUCCUUUACACCAUUCAACACUUCAUUUUAGAGAUGUUGAAAGGUUAUUCGCAACUGAAUCUACAGGUGAAGGUGAUCAAACUGGACCGGAACCUCCUGAAGAGGCUAUUGGUGAAACUGAAGAAGAGGAUUAUGAAGAAGGCGAAGAGAAUGAAGCACUUGUAAGGAGUUUGCUAGAAGAUGAUACAAAAACAGCUGAAAAAAUAAAAUCAGAUCAAAUGAAAGCUCUUGACUUGUCCGUACUAUUUGAACUCAACUCAAUUAUUGAGGAAGUAGAAUCGGAAACUGAUGGUGAACCUGAAGAAGAAAGUCAUGGAGAUACCGAUGAACCAGACUCAAAAAAAGAAGGGGAAGGAGCCGAGGAAAAAAAGAAACGCAAGAAAGACGAUGAUUCUGAUAGUGAUGGCGAGGAAGGGGGUAAAAAAAAGAGAUUUAAACCUAAAAGCACGACGGAUAGUGAUGGGAAACCUAAACCAGAAUCUAAGGGACCGCCAGUACCUAAACCUAGAACACCUAAAUCAGAUGGUGAUGGGAAACCUAAAACAGAUCCUAAGAAACCACCAGUACCUAAACCUAGAACACCUAAAUCAGAUGGUGAUGGGAAACCUAAAACAGAAACUAAGGGACCACCAGUACCUAAACCUAGAACACCUAAAUCAGAUGGUGAUGGGAAACCUAAACCAGAAACUAAGGGACCACCAGUACCUAAACCUAGAACACCUAAAUCCAAGACUGAACCAAAACCUGCUCAACAACCACAACCACAACCACAACCACAACCUGAGCAAGCACCUGUACCUGAACCCAAAAAACCAGAAGAUAAAGAUUCAAAGGGACCAGAGCCAAUGGACACUGAACCUCCUAAGGAACCAGAAGAUAAGGAUACUAAGGAACCAGAAGAUAAGGAUACUAAGGAAACAGAAGAUAAGGAUACUAAGGAACCAGAGCCAAUGGAUACUGAACCUUCAAAGGAACCAGAAAAACCGAAGGAACCUGAUGGAAAGGAUCCUGACGACCAUCCUGAAGAGGGAAAGAAACCCGAACCUGGAGAAGAUAAAAGUGAUGAUACUAAAGGUAAGGACUCCCCAAAGGAACAAGAAAAACCUAAAGAACCGGAACCGGUACCACAGCCUGAACCAACACCUGCACCACAACCAACUCCAGUACCACAGCCUGAACCAACACCUGCACCACAACCAACUCCAGUACCACAGCCUGACCCAACACCUGCACCUGAAAAGCCAGAAGAUAAGGAUACUAAAGAAGAUAAAAAGUCUGACGAAUCAAAGCCUAUGGACCAACAAGAUACUAAGGACCCAGGAAAACAAGAAGCUGAUCCACAACCUAAAGACGGUGAGAAAAAGGAUGAGACCCCAACUGACCAAGAGGAUUCUGGUAAGAAGGGGAAACAAGAAUCUGAUCCAGUAAAACCAAUGGAAACUGACCCAAAACCGGAGCCACAACCACAACCUGAAGAUCCUAAAGAUAAGGAUACUAAGGGACCAGAAACACCACAACCACAACCUGAAGAUCCUAAAGAUAAGGAUACUAAGGGACCAGAGCCAAUGGACACUGAACCUCCUAAGGAACCAGAAGAUAAAGAUUCAAAGGGACCAGAAACUCCACAACCACAACCUGAAAAGCCAGAAGAUAAGGAUACUAAGGGACCAGAAACUCCACAACCUGAAGAUCCUAAAGAUAAGGAUACUAAGGGACCAGAAACACCACAACCACAACCUGAAGAUCCUAAAGAUAAGGAUACUAAGGGACCAGAGCCAAUGGAUACUGAACCUCCAAAGGAACCAGAAGAUAAAGAUUCAAAGGGACCAGAAGAUAAAAAGGAUGAUACGAAACCACAACCUGAAGAUCCUAAAGAUAAGGAUACUAAGGGACCAGAAGAUAAAAAGGAUGAUACGAAACCACAACCUGAAGAUCCUAAAGAUAAAGAUUCAAAGGGAACAGAGCCAAUGGAUACUGAACCUCCUAAGGAACCAGAAGAUAAGGAUACUAAGGAACCAGAAGAUAAAGAUUCAAAGGGAACAGAGCCAAUGGAUACUGAAUCUCCAAAGGAACCAGAAAAACCGAAGGAACCUGAUGGAAAGGAUCCUGACGACCAUCCUGAAGAGGGAAAGAAACCCGAACCUGGAGAAGAUAAAAGUGAUCAGAAAAAGGAAGAUACAAAAGUAGGAACACCUGAGAAACCGAAACCAGAAGGUGAUGAUGGGCUGCCUGAAAAACCUUUGCCAAUAGAUCAGUCGACGCCGUAUGUUCCAAAACCUGAUAAAGGCGGUUUAUUUCAAUUAAAAACACCCAAAUUAGUCUUCUUAACCGAUGAUGAGAAUGAAGGACCUGAAGGACCUGAAGGACCUGAUCCUCUUAAAAAGAAAAGACCAUUCUUGCUUUACGAUAGGCCGGGGAAAACUCCAAGGAGACCAAAAAAGAGAAAGAUUAAGCACCUUUAUGAGGAUGAUGGAAGUGACGAUGACGAGGAUGAGGAUGAGGAUGAGGAUGAGGAUGAAGAAAAAGAAGGGGAUGAUGAUGAUGGAAGUUAUAAAACUACAGGAAAAGAUAAAAAAGAUGAUGAUGGAAGUGGAGGUUCAGGAUCGGGAUCUGGAACUACUACUACUUCUGGAUCAGGUGUGGUGGAAACUAAACAAAGCCAGGGUGAUGGUAGUGGUAGUGCCAGUGGAAGUGGUAGUGGUAGUGCCAGUGGAAGUGGUAGUGGAAGUGCCAGUGGAAGUGGUAGUGGAAGUGCCAGUGGAAGUGGUAGUGGAAGUGCCAGUGGAAGUGGAGAUAAACCAAAACCCGUAAGACGCCCUUUAGGACUACCGGGAUCGUCUCAAUCUAAACUACCAAUUAAAUCAUCAGGUCCAGGCAGAGGACCUCUUAAGACACCAGUAGCCACGGGACCUGGUAAGGGAGGUAUAGGUUCAACAUCUGGUAUAACGCCUGUAUCAUCGGGUCCAUUGGGUGACCCCUUUAAAACACCUGUAAGCAUGUUACCUCGUAAGGUAGGAUCAAAAAUCCCUGUGCCCAGUAAACCUAGUAAGAAACCCAGAUCGUCUUCAACUUCAAGUUCGGGUAAAGGAACUGGAGCAUCGGGAUCAACUAAAACAUCACCAAAAUCAGGAGACGAGUCAGAAUCGAAAAAAAAGAGAUCUGGAGGACCGACAACAGUUACUAUUCCACGUAGACCACCAUUUGUCGUACCAGGAGGAAGUAAAGAUAUAACCACAAGGGGGACGCCAAGAACUUCAGCACCAGUAACCCCGAAACCUGAGGAAACGCCAACACCUGGAAAGAGAAGGUCGGAGACUGGGACAAAGGGUGACCCGUCAAGAGGGGGUGACGGUGAUACAGGAUCUAGAAGAUCGGCAAGGUUAUUAACCAGAGGAAGGAGAAAUCCUUCACCCUCACCAACAAGAACAGGUAAACAAGGAAGGGCGGGGAGAAGGUAGAGUAGAGGAAUGAAAAUUUAUCGAAGGACGCAAAUUAAACAUGUUGAUUAUAAACCAGCCAUUGAAACUAAUGGUAACGAAUGCAGUUUAUAGAUUCCAAGAAAACAGUUAAAGAAUAUCGGUGUAUUUUAUCUCUUAAAACAUUGUUUUGGAGUUUAAAUUGAUAAUGUAAAAUUUAUUAGGAUGAAUUUAUUGUAACAAGAUAAA
Theileria parva strain Muguga is the source of this 3804-nucleotide messenger RNA. RefSeq lists its product as uncharacterized. Lineage: Eukaryota; Apicomplexa; Aconoidasida; Piroplasmida; Theileriidae. The transcript has 2 exons. The record is from RefSeq and is a predicted model, not a curated record. The coding region runs from base 28 to 3597 and encodes 1189 amino acids.